Molecule: messenger RNA, 1582 nt
Organism: Candidula unifasciata
Lineage: Eukaryota; Metazoa; Mollusca; Gastropoda; Stylommatophora; Geomitridae
Source: the annotation of a GenBank genome assembly
GGUGGCUAUGUGGUUCGUCUGUUUCAUAAAGAACUGGAAGCUUACCUGGUUGCAGAAGGUCUCUUUGAUGAUGCUGUCAUAGAAGAUGUUCAUUUCAGAAUCCGAGCCAUCGACCAACACCGUCCGAAAUCUUUGUCUCCUUCCACGUCAGGUCUAAUCUACUGGCAGGUGGAGGCGGAGCAUAGCAUACUUGAUGGAGAUGUUUUGAGAUGGGAGCAGCAAGUCCGACUGCGCCAUAUGUUGACCAGGCAGUAUUUGUGUAUUGACUCCAAGAUGGAGGUAUCACUGACCCCAGAUGCAUCCGACCCUAGGACUGUAUUCCGAUUACAUUCUGUACUUAAGGAGCGAGAUGAGAUUCAGCUGGAAAGUUACGCCCGGAUUGAACACGUCCUCACUAACUGUUGGCUUCAUGCACACAAGGAUGAAGAUUAUGAAAAGAGGCAGUACCAUGAAUGUGACACAGAAAGAACCAUGCAAGGUCUCAAGUGGGACGGGGCACCUCUCAGAAAGAUUUCUGCAAGUACGGAGAGCAUGUACGACGAUGCUUACACCAUUCAGAUGGUGGCUUACGCUGACUACCUCGACUUCAACUUUGUGGCUGGCAUGCUACCAUUUCUUUUCAACCUUAUUCAAGAUCAACAGAGUGACACCCCAUUGACAACGCGGAGGACCCAUGAAGUGAUCACAACACUGCAUGAGAUUAAAGAAUUUAUUGUGCCUGGUGGGAUCCCGGACAAGAACAGACAGAAGUUGCUUAGAAACUUCCGGGUGAUUGACCUGCUGGUGAAGCUGCUCCAGUGUUCUCUGAGGGAUGGAGAUGAGCAGCUGCACAUGAUCCGCAUCUUCAAGGAAACCUACGACGUCCUGCACGCGUACAUGCUGGGCCGCAGCCGCAAAAAUGCUCUCUACAUCGCUAAAUACAUCGACUUCUUCCAGACACAGUUUACGCAGAAGGGAGGAAUCGGGCUCAAUGUUGCACAGAUGAUAGUUGAGCUGAUCAGGGACAAGAGAAAGAUUGUUGACCGCAUCACCCAGCACCACAUUGAGUACUUUAUACAACUGUUGAGAAGCAAUCCGAACUACCAUUUUCUGGAUCUGUUGCAAGUUUUGUGUGUUUGUGAUCAGGUGGCCAUUCCCAACAACCAGAGCUUCAUUGUCCAGCAGUGGCUGCGAACAUACAAGGACAACAUUUACCUGUUGGACAGAGGUCAGAACAUCAACAAGAGACCCAACAUCGUCUACAUCAAACUCAGCAAGGACAGCGGAGACUGGAUGGCACUACACCAGUUUGUUGAUGUGGAGUCUGACCUGUAUGACCCAGAAAUGAACCAGUUUCUGAUCCAUCAGCUGGACCUUAUCAAAGCUUUAUGUUUCGGCCGCAAUGAUUUUGCCAUUCACACAAUCACCCGAGAGUUUGGCUACAUUACCUGGGAGGAUGCCUUCUUGUCUGUGCAGUCCGACUUUUUACCUGAUUCCAUUCGAGCCAAGUUCACUGAACUGAUUAUAGGCUUGUUUGUGGAUGUUGGCAACAACUAUUCUGUUCUGGACAAUCCAAACAUCUGCUUCGUAUACUUGUUGAUAG